UUUGGAAGCGCAUUGAUAACUAAGAUUUUGGCAAUAUGGCAGCCUCCACGAAUGUCAUGCUGAACAAUCUGUGUGAUAAGAGUUUGACAUAUGAGGAUCUUGUCCUUCAUUUAAGAAGAUUUGAUGACUCUCAGAUAUUUAAUUUCACUAAGUCAAACCUUCAUGAUACAAUUGGGAAGAUGCACACAUUUCUCCAUACUGCCAGUAAUAGGACUCGCGGUUUGCUGAUUAUGACCAGUCUCAUCAACCAGUGUAAUGCUGAAGAUUUAAACCAGCACAUGUCUUCUUGGCUUAAAGUCAUCAUUCACAUAUUACAGUCGAAGGAGCCCCUUGUUGUUCUGAAGCUGACCUGUCAUGUGUGUUGUCAGAUCAUAAAAAUAUCACCCUGCCACAUAUCCAUGAAAAAGGCCAUGCAGACAUUUAUACCCCAGCUCAUUCCCCUGCUUCUGGGGGCUUCUUCUGAGUGGAGGAGACACUCUAUUGCAGUACUGAAUGCCUGUAUAACACACUAUGGAGGGGCCUGUGGACCAUUUAAGAGCAAAGUUGAAGAACUUGUCAAAAAGGAACUGCAGUCUGGCUCUCUGACCAAGGAGUCUGUGCUGUGUUUCUGUUUGUUGGCCUGCUGUGGCACCAGUGGUAAUCAGAGGGUCAAAUACACAGAAGGCUGGAGCUCACAGGUCUCUCACUUGUUAACAGACCUCCACAGUAUAACUGACCACAUCUACAGAGACCUACCCAACUCAGGUUUACCAAUGUCUGAUGUAGAUAGUAUCACAGAAUCCUUUGGGGCAGUGGAUCCAGUGACACAUUUCAAUAUUCUCAUGCAAUGUCUCCAGAAGAUGCUCAGGAAAUCUUUCCCUGCUCUGAUAAAGCUGCCAAUAGAGAGGAUUCUGCACUUUGUUGAUAAAGUUCUGUCUGUAGAUGAUGCCCAAUUAAAGAUAGUGAGUUUGAUGAACAGCUCUCUCCUAAUUCUCCACAGAGAUGCAGUUGAUGUUGUUGAUGCCUUGUAUGAGAGUUGUAAAAAAUUGAUGUUGCCAUACAACAAGAAAGUUAUUAGAGUGUUAACAAGAGAGCUGAUAUGGACUUCUUCUGACUCUGUAUACACCCAAGCUAAGCUACUCAGAGAGCUAAGACAGGCUGUAUACAGAGCUCUGGAGACCAUGAUGAAAUCUACUGGCUGCUUUCUGGAAACUGUGAGGGAGGAGGAUAAUCUGGUCCAGGAAAUACUAACUGACUGUAAACCACUGGAGUGUAAGAGUUCACUUAAAGUACAGAAUGUGGCAGAGCCUUCACCUGCCAAGAAAAAGAAAAUAAUGGUCAACACUGAUAAGGUGGUACCAAACACAGAGAUGCUGAACAGAGUAAUUAGUACCUGUACAGAAUGUGCUUUACAAGCAUUGUACUGGUGGACACUUGCAGCUGGUGUGAAAAUGAAGAGCAAAACUUUUCAGCGAGUGUGUGACUUCAUCAUCACAACAGCAUUGACUGUAUACAGAAGUGGACCUGGUGUGUUAUUUCCAUAUAACAACUGGAAAUGUAGACUCCGUCUUCUGAGGGUCCUACAGGCAUGUGUCAUGACCCCACACAAAGAAGGGUCAUCACCUGUACAGUGUGCAUUGGCCAUAUUCAAAAUAGCUGAGCAAGAUGACAAUCUACAAGUUUCCUCAUUUUGUAUAGAAGCACAAAGAGUUUGUGAGAUUCUGAUUCACCCUCGGGCUCCUUGUUUGACUGCCACACGAUAUGUGACUCAAGAGAAGGUAACUCCUCCAGUGUCUAACAGCAUACUGACAACAGGUGACAGUCAACAGCCCAACAGUCACACAGCUCUCUCAACUAAUCACAUUGAGUCUAACAGCAUACUAACAACAGGUGACAGUCAACAGUCAGGCAAUCACACAGCUCACUCAACCAAUCACACAGAAGAUUCAAGUCACCUAUCACUAAAUGUGGAAGAAAACACAGAUAUCAUUGAGAACAUGGAAACUGGAAGGGAUGAAGAGAACCAAGGAAUUCUGAGUGAAAUGGACAAGGACUUAUCUUGUGUGGAGGUCAUUAAUACUUCCCAAAAUCAAGAAAGACAAAAAGAGGUCAUAGAGACACCUCAGCCCUCACUCGGUCAACAGGUGGAGGCAUCAAACAGAAUGCUGGAGACUCGAGAGUGUGGGGAUUCAAUAGAACCUACAGAGGGCUUACAUGGACCUGUGGAAAGUGUUAGUCUGGAAAUAAUUGAAAACAAGGAGCAGAGUUCUGAGCCCAUUAUAGAACACAAAGAAAUGCAUUCAACCAAUGACAGCAAAGGUGAACCAGUGGAAAAACUUGAUUUUCCUCUUGGUGACAGUGAUAUCACAAGCAAAGCUGAUAUCCAGGAUACUGUAGACAAUGUAGACAAAGCUGAUAUCCAGGAUACUGUAGACAAAGCUGAUAUCCAGGAUACUGUAGACACUGUAGACAAAGCUGAUAUCCAGGAUACUAUAGACACUGAUGAUAAUACAGACAAAUUGAAGAGUGGUGAACUGGAAGACAUGUUAAUGACAUUUGCAGAUGUGGACCCAGAGUAACCCAGUUAUGGCAUUCCCAUUAUGUCCAUGUUUGUUCAAUGAUCAAUAAAGAGAUAUUAA
Saccostrea echinata is the source of this 2618-nucleotide messenger RNA. Its product is annotated as proline-, glutamic acid- and leucine-rich protein 1-like. Lineage: Eukaryota; Metazoa; Mollusca; Bivalvia; Ostreida; Ostreidae. The coding region runs from base 36 to 2558 and encodes 840 amino acids. The record is from RefSeq and is a predicted model, not a curated record. The transcript is spliced from 18 exons. Gene Ontology annotation, cellular component: nucleus. Gene Ontology annotation, biological process: rRNA processing.